CACGAACGACACUUGUUCCUUCGUCAUCUUUGAGCUCCUGGAUACUCAUCAGACGACAAGGCAAUAUCGCUCAACAUUGAAACGAAGAGCGGCCGUGAAGAAGCCACGAACGAAUUGUAUUUGACACCCUGGAAGCUUUGGUGGGUUUAUUCCAAGUCUAGGUUCAGCAUCCUCCAAGCUUGAGCUCCACAGCGUCUGUAUCCCUCUUCUUCUCAGCAACGUUGACCGUGAACUUACAAGCUUCCUAGACUCAACUCAGAGAGGAAUUAUUAAAGACCUACAUAUAUCCUAAUCGUCAUCAUCAUCAUGUUCUUCACAGGAGGUCUGCAAGAGGGCAUUGCCACUGCACUUCAACAGAGCAAAUGCGUCUUUUGCUUUGCAGACGAGGCCGAGAGCCAGACUUGGGAGGAUGAGUAUCUGACAGAGAGCUCGAUUGCGACUCUGCUUCAAGACGAAGCCGUCGCGCUGCGCCUGAAGAAAGGAUCGGAAGAGGCGGGCUAUCUGGCUGCUAUCUUCCCCCUGCCCAACACUCCCACCGUCGUCGUGAUCAAGAAUGGCGAUCUGAAGGAGUACAUCGUCGCAGGCACCAGCAAGGAUGAGUUUGUCAGGCGCAUCACAACCGCAUUUCGCGGCGCUCAGGGUCAGCCAGCAGCAGCAGCAGCAGCUGCUGCUGCUCAACCCGCGUCAGCUACACCGGCACCAGUCUCAGCUCCCGCGCCGGCCGCUCAGUCGACCGACGACCUGUACGACGAGACGCCGUACAACCCUCCCCGCGCCGCAGCCGCGCCCGUCACCGCGAACCAGCAACCCGCCAGGCCCGGCACCUCCUCCCCCAGUCCGCGCGGCCCCGCCACCCCAACCCAAGAAGAAGACAACGCCGCAACCCUCCGCGCCGUUCUCGCAGAGCGCGGCGCGCGUCUGGAAGCCCAGCGCCUCGAGUCCGAAAAGAAAGCCAAAGCAGCCCGCGCCGCCGCGGCGGAGAAGGCCGAGACGGAUAACUCCAAGCAGGCGGAGCAGACGCGUAACCACAAGGAAGCUCUGAAGAAGGCACGCCAGGAGGCGGCCGACGAAAAGGCGCGCAUCCUGAGGAAGAUUGAGGACGACCGCGCCGAGAGGAGAGCGAAGGCCGCGGAGCGUGCUGCGCUUAGGACCCAGGCUGCGUCGCCUAAGCUGGGGGAGGUCGCGGCCGCACUCACGAGAUCCGAGUCGAGUUCGCUUGCGCCGUCGAGCUCGGCCGCGAGCGGGAUGACGGCGCUGCAGGUCCGGCUUCUGGACGGGUCGACGAUCCGCUCGCGGUUUCCUAGCGGGAAGACGCUCGGCGGGGAGGUUGUGCUUGCGCCGCGGCCGAGUAGGCUUAUCGACGACACGGAGGAGGGUAAGAGUCUCGCGGAGCUGGGGCUGUCGCCGUCCUCGACGCUUGUGCUGGCGCCUGUUGGCGAGCACGUUGGUGCGUAUGCGGGAGGGUCGUCGUUUGGGGAGAUGGCUGUGACGUUUCUCUUGCUGCCGUUGACUUUGCUGCAGUGGCUUUGGGGGCUGAUCUCUGGUGUGUUUUCUGGGCCGGGGCCGAGGCGGGCGGCGGCUGAGGAGCAGGGCGCGGAGCCGGUUACGGUGAGGGAACAGAGGAAGGGCAAGUUUUCGCAGUUUGCGAAUCCUGAUGAUCGGAGGGGUGAUCAUCAGCUUUACAAUGGCAAUUCGCUCAACUUUGAACCGCGACCGGAUGAGAAGAAGGACGAGUAA
Messenger RNA from Colletotrichum scovillei, 1737 nucleotides. RefSeq names its product UBX domain-containing protein. Bases 307 to 1737 code for a protein of 476 amino acids. The record is from RefSeq and is a predicted model, not a curated record. Gene Ontology annotation, molecular function: protein binding. The transcript has 5 exons. Lineage: Eukaryota; Fungi; Ascomycota; Sordariomycetes; Glomerellales; Glomerellaceae.